AUGCGUGGCAUGAAUGAGAGAGGCGAGAGCGGCCGCCGCCGCCGCCGCCGCCGCGACGGGACGUCUAGGCGGUGUUCAGCAGGUGUCUCCGCCCCACCACCCCCAGCCGGGCCCGGGUCCCGGCUUCACUGCCGGAUCGGCACCAGCGGGCCGGGACCCUCGCCCCCUGCCCACACAGGCCCCGUCCCCCCGGGCCAUGGGGCGUCCCCGGCCUCUACCGGUCCCGGGGCCCGGCUCCGCUGUCGGAUCGGCACUAGCGGGCCGGGACCUCCGCCCCCUGCCCACACAGGCCUCGUCCUCCCGGGCCAUGGGGCGUCCCCCGCCUCUACCGGUCCCGGGCCCCGACCCCGCUGUCGGCCCAAAAACAGUGUCACAGGGCCGCCGCCCUCUGACCACACAGGCCCCGUCUCCCCGGGUCACGGGACGGCCCCUGCCCCUACCGGUCCCGGGGCGCGGCUCUGCUGUCGGACCGGCACCCGCGGUCGUCCACGGCCGCCUCCCCUUGCCCAUAAACACCCCGACACCGCCGGCCGCGGGACGCCUCCCGCCCUCACCACUCCCGGGGCCCGGCUCCGCUGUUCGACCGACACCAGCGGGGGGCCGGGACCGUCGCGCCCUGGGCCGCCUCCUGCGCCCCCCCUCGCCCCCCCACACCCCGACACCGCCGGCCGUGGGGCGCCCCCCGCUCUCACCAGUCCCGGGGCCCGUCCCUGGGCCCGGCUCCGCUGUCGGACCCGUCCCGUAAACCCAGGACGCCCGCUUCCUGUCCACAUUCACCCAGAGCCCACAGGCCACGGUGCGGCCCCUGUCUCUACCAGUCCCUGGACCCGGCUCCGCUGUGGGACCGGCCCCAUAGGCCCAGGACCCCCACCCCAGGCCCCCGGCGGCAAUGGUACGGCCCCUGCCCCUAUCAGUGCCGGGACCCGGCUCCGCUGUGGGACCGGCCCCAUAGGCCCAGGACCCCCAACCCCGGCCCCCAGAGGCCAUGGUGCGGCCCCUGCCCCUACCAGUCCCGGGACCCGGCUCCGCUGUCGGACCGGUCUCAUAGGCCCGGGACCACUGCCGCCUACCCUCACUCUCCCUGCCGUCCCCACAGACCAUGGUGCGGCCCCUGCCAGUCCCGGGGCGCGGCUCCGCUGUGGGACCGGCCCCAUAGGCCCGGAACCCCUGCCGCCUACCCUCACUCUCCCUGCCGUCCGCACAGACCAUGGUGCGGCCCCUGCCAGUCCCGGGGCGCGGCUCCGCUAUGGGACCGGCUCCAUAGGCCCAGGACCCCUGCCGCCUAUCCUCACUCACCCUGCCGCCCCCACAGAUCAUAGGGCGCCCUGUGCCCCCACGGGCCAUGGUGCGGCCCCUACCCCUGCCAGUCCCGGGACCCGGCUCCGCUGUCGGACCGGUCUCAUAGGCCCAGGACCCAUGCCGCCUAUCCUCACUCACCCUGCCGCCCCCACAGACCAUAGGGCGCCCCGUGCCUCCACGGGUCAUGGCCCGGGACCCCCGUCCCCUGCCCCCACCAGCCCCGGCUCCCGGCUCCGCUGUGGGAUCCGUCCCAUAGGGCCGGGACCCCCGCCCCGUGCCCCCACUGGCCACGAUGCGGCCCCUGCCCCCACUGGUCCUGGGGCCCGGCUCCGCCGUCGGAGCGGCACCGGCGCUCCAGGACCUCCGCUCCCUGCCUACACCCAUCCCACCACCGCCGGUCGCGGCGGGCCCCCCGAGCUGACCAGUUCCGGGGCGCCGCUCCGCUGUCGGACCUGUACCAUCGUUCCAGGACCUCCAGCCCCUGCUCUCACCGCCACCGUAGGCCAUGGCUAG
Messenger RNA from Ornithorhynchus anatinus (platypus), 1812 nucleotides. Its product is annotated as basic proline-rich protein-like. Lineage: Eukaryota; Metazoa; Chordata; Mammalia; Monotremata; Ornithorhynchidae. The record is from RefSeq and is a predicted model, not a curated record. The transcript has 4 exons. Bases 1 to 1812 code for a protein of 603 amino acids.